UUUGAUUUGUGAGAGAGAUCUCCUCAUUAAUCAUGAUGCACUCAUUGACAAGCCUGCUCUUCCUCGCGAGCCAGGCGUUGGCUGCGACGCAGACCUUUGACUGGAACAUCACAUGGGUCAACCGCAAUCCCGAUGGACAAUUCGAGCGGCCAGUCAUCGGCAUCAACAAUGAGUGGCCCAUUCCCGUGCUCAAUUUCACCAAGGGCGACCGGGUCGUGAUCAACAUGCACAAUGGACUUGGCAACCAAAGCACGAGUCUACACUUCCAUGGCCUCUUCCAAAAUGGCACGACGGAGAUGGAUGGGCCUGUCGGCGUGACACAAUGCGAUGUUCCUCCUGGAUCGGAUUUUGUUUACAACUUCACCAUUGAACAGCCGGGCACAUAUUGGUACCACUCUCACAGCCGAGCACAAUACCCAGAUGGCCUCCGAGGACAGUUCUUCGUCCACGAUCCCGAGAAUCCUUAUGCCGGACAGUACGACGAAGAGAUCAGCAUCACCAUCUCCGACUGGUAUCAUGAUCAACUUCCCGGACUCGUGGACCACUUCAUCAGCUUCGAGAAUCCCACGGGCGCCGAGCCAGUACCGAACUCGGCAUUGAUGAACGACACGCAGAAUCUCACCGUUCCCAUCGAGCCUGGCAAGACCUACUUCUUCCGAAUGACCAAUGUCGGCGCCUUUGCCAGUCAGUACUUCUGGAUCGAAGGUCACAACAUGACUAUCAUUCAAGUCGAUGGUGUCUACACUGAGCCUGCGGAGGCUGAGAUGAUCUAUCUGACCGCUUCGCAACGCUAUGGUUUCCUGGUGACUGCGAAGAACGACACCGGAGCAAAUUUUGCCAUGGUCAACAGUAUGGACACGGACCUGUUCGACUCUUUCUCACCAGAUCUGAACACGAAUGCCACGGGAUGGCUGGUAUACGACCAGUCGAAGCCGCUUCCCGAGCCGACAAAGCUCGAGAAUUGGGACGCGCAGUACGACGACUUUGACCUCGUUCCGCAAGAUGGUAUGGAGCUCCUUGACAAAGUCGACUACUCAUUCAACCUGGACUUGUCGAUGAUCAACCUCGGUGACGGCGCCAACUAUGCUGCUUUCAACGACAUCUCCUACGUUCGACCAAAGGUUCCUACACUGUACAGUGCCCUGACGACCGGCGUGGACGCCGCAAAUGGUACCGUCUACGGCACCGACACGAAUCCGUUCGUCCUUAACAAAAUGGACGUUAUCGAGAUCGUGCUGAACAACGACGAUCCGGGCAAGCAUCCUUUCCAUUUGCACGGACAUGACUUCCAAGUCAUCCAGCGAGCUCCGGAGGAAGACGGCUUCUACCAACCAAACAACCACAGCGUCUUUCCUAGCAAGCCCAUGCGUCGCGACACAGUAUGGGUACGACCAAACAGCAACUUCGUCAUCAGAUUCAGGGCCGACAACCCGGGCAUCUGGCUCUUCCACUGUCACAUCGAAUGGCAUCUCGCCAGCGGCCUCAUCGCGACCAUGAUCGAAGCACCUCUUGACAUCCAAAAGACCAUCACUGUCCCCCAGAACCACUACGACGUCUGCGCCGCCGCUUCGACACCCAUUGCUGGCAACGCAGCCGCGAACACGAAAGACUUCUUGGACCUCACGGGCCAAAAUAUGAUGGUCAAGGCACUGCCAUCCGGCUUCACAGCGAGAGGCAUCGUGGCGUUGGUCUUCAGCUGUGUGGCCGCAUUCUUGGGCAUGGCGGUCAUCGCUUGGUAUGGAGCCGCACCCCUCAGCGCCGCGGAAAUGGCUUCAACAAGAGAAUUUGUCGCCAAAGCCGGUGGUUGA
Messenger RNA from Zymoseptoria tritici IPO323, 1808 nucleotides. Its product is annotated as ferroxidase. Gene Ontology annotation, cellular component: high-affinity iron permease complex. Lineage: Eukaryota; Fungi; Ascomycota; Dothideomycetes; Mycosphaerellales; Mycosphaerellaceae. The record is from RefSeq and is a predicted model, not a curated record. Bases 33 to 1808 code for a protein of 591 amino acids. Gene Ontology annotation, molecular function: ferroxidase activity; copper ion binding. The transcript has 7 exons. Gene Ontology annotation, biological process: cellular response to iron ion starvation; reductive iron assimilation.